Molecule: messenger RNA, 13122 nt
Organism: Ichthyophthirius multifiliis
Lineage: Eukaryota; Ciliophora; Oligohymenophorea; Hymenostomatida
Exons: 15
Biological process (GO): microtubule-based movement
Cellular component (GO): dynein complex
Molecular function (GO): dynein intermediate chain binding; minus-end-directed microtubule motor activity; dynein light intermediate chain binding
Source: RefSeq, a predicted model, not a curated record
AUGCAUCGCUUAUAAGAAAAAAAUAAAUAGAUUGUCGAUGAAAUCAAUUAAAAUGAUAAAGAUUUAGAUAUUUAUGAAGAUUUCGAUAAUAAUAAUGAUUUUUAUUCUAAAGCUGAUGAAAUAAGAGGAAUGCCUAAUUCUUUAUAAGUAAGAAAUUUGAAAUCAAGUCUUUCAGGAAAAAGACCUUUGAGUGGAAAAACAGCAAGCGCUAAGAGUUUUUUUAAAGAAUUUAAAAAAAGUACUAAAUUAAAUGCUUUAGAAAUACCAUACGAGGACCUUUUUGACAGAAACGAGCGUACUAUAGCUGCUACAUUUGCCAAAUUUGGAGAUUUAGGUUAUUAUUCACCUGUUUAAAGAAUCGGGAGUUAUAUGUAAUAUUGUGGAAAGCUUAAAAUAGAGCAUUUAUUAUAGAUUGUAUCUUUAUAAUAGACAUCAACUACUGUAUAAAAGCCUGAAUGUGAAAUUCCUAUACAACUAGCUAUAAUAGAUGAACUGAACCCAUUUCAAAAAAAAGCUAAGACUGGAAUAUCAACUACAUUUACACCAGAAGAUAUGAAAAGAGAGCCUGUUUCUCUUAGUCUUUUUCCUGAAUAUUUUCCUGAAAACGAAGAAAAUGGAUCACCGUAGGAUUCCGCAGACUUGCUUUUUAAUAAAAUGUUAUAAGAAAUGGGAGGAGUCUUCGAUCCGGAAUAUUUAGGAAAAAGUAACUACGUUUAUGUUGAUCCAAGUAAUUGGCCAGAGAAUAUAUUUAGAGUAGUUUAGGAAAGCUCGGCUAGAUAUAUGCAUUAUUUAGAAUCAGAUAUUAUUAAAGCAGACGAAAUUCCGAAGUUUAGGAAAAAAUGGAUGGUUAAUGCUUAUAAAUUGAUUUCUUAAAGUUUAUUAAAUAGAGAAACUGUUUCUAGAGUGUUUUAAGAGAUUUUUUAAAAUUUUAAAUUAGCAAUGAAAAAGGCGAUGUUAGAUUAUAUUUUAUUAUCUCCUUAAGAAAGAUAAAGGUUACAUAUAACUUUAUAUUAGAAAUAAGUUUUGUGUAGUGGCGAAAGAAUAUCUAGAGAAGGUGGUUUUAAUAUAAAAUUGUUUAAAAAUUGGCAUAAUUUUGUCGAAUAAGGUAAGGAAUUUUGUAGAAUAAAUUUAAUAUAAAUGAAUAUUAUAAAUAGUUCUUUAAUUGAUUGGUUUUAAGAUUUUUCGGGUUUUCUGCUUUUUGAAAAUAAUACUUUAUAAAAAAUAAGUAUUCUUGGACAUACCCUUAAUAUUGAUUAGUUUGUGAAAGUAUAAAGCAUGUACAGGACUAAUGUUACUAGUUUAUUGAAAAAUAUUUGGCAUAGAGGCGCUAUUAGUAUUAUUAAGAAAUUUAAAUUCUUUAGACUGGCAAGGGAAACUGAAGAAAACUGGAAAGAAUAAAACGGAUGGAAGCUCUAUACUAAAGAAUAUAAAUAAAAAAUCAUUGAAAAUGUGGGAAUUUAAAUGGGAUUAUAAUUAAGAUUUAUUAUUGAGUAGUCUUUUUUGUCUUUUGAGAAGUUUAUUUUAUCAUUCCCUACUUAUAAAAAAUGGAAGAUUUAAAAUAAGAAAAAUUCGAGUUUUGAACAUCUGAAGAUUAAUGAAGAAAAUUGUAGUGAUGAUGAUGAAGAUGUCAUUGAUCUAAAAAAAAUUAAAGAAUAUAAUAUAAAUCUACCCAAUAUGAAUCUAAAAUCGAAGUCUAGAAUUAAUUUAAUGGUAUCAAAUGUGGCUAUUUAAAACCAUUAAUAGUAAUAUUCAAAGUAAAAUUUAAAUAUUAAAGAGUCUUAGAAUUAAAUUUAAAAUCUCAAUUUUAAUAAAUAAAGCGGAUAAAACAAAGCUAGUCAAUUAAUCAAUGCUAGUCAUGCACAAAUGAAAGAAGAAGGAGGAGAUUAUAAUUCUGGAAAUGUUAAAACUUUAUUAUAGUUAUGUCCAAAAGAUAGCUAAUUAACAUAUAAAAUCCCAGAUUUUAUGAAAGACUAGAAACAUUUUUUCCCUAUAAUGUGUAUUUAAAUGGUACAUGAAGAUGAAUAGAUAAAAUUUAAAGAAACUAAUGAAUAAAUAUAAAGAGAAAUUAAAAAUAUUUUAAAUAAUAUUAUAAAUUCUUUUGAUAAUUUUUUACAUCCGAGACACUGCAAAAUUAAAAUUGAUAAAAAUUAAAAUUAGGAAAAAAGCGUAACGGAAAAUAAAAAUAAUGAAAAUAAUUAGGAAGUAAAAAAUGAAUUUUAAAAACAUGCUUUUUAAAAUUUUAAAAUAUAAGAAUAUGACGGAAUAAAGUAAGAUGAAAUAAAUUCUUAGAAAUUAAUAACUAAUUUAGUUAAGACUUUAUAAAAAAAAAGUAAGUUUUUAUAAAUGGCUAAUUUUAAUGAGCAAUUUUUUACUGAUAUAUGUGCAAAAACUAUGAUCCAUAUUUUAAAACAUUUCGAUGAAUGUCAUUUAGCAUUUUAAGCUUUUGAAUAAUUUAAGCCUUUUAUUGAUAAAUAAGCCGAAAGGGAAUUAAAAUUAAUUAUAAAUAAAAAAUAAAAUAUUUUAAAUGAAGAAUUUAGAUAAUAUUAUUAAAUUUUAAUUAAAUAUGAAAAUUUAAUUAAUUAAAUCCCCGAUAGAAUAAAAUUUCCUUUUUUUGAUGUUAGAUGUGAAGAAGUAAAAAAUUCAAUAAAGAAAAACAUUAAAGAUUUAAACUUCAAAUUAGUGAGUACUUUUGAAGAAAAUCUAAUUAAUGGUUUAAGAAUUAUUACAGAAAAAUAUUCUAAAAUUGCAACUUUUAUUAGAAAAUCAACAAAUACUGCUGAUGAAGUAGAAGAAAUGGAAAAAUUUAUUUCUGAUUUAACUAGUGAUAGAAUAUAAAUAAAAUAAAAAACUAGUUUAUGUUUUCAGAAAGUAGUAUUUUUAUAAAAAUUGAAUAUUAAAGGUAAUUAAAUAAUUCUUGAACUUUCUAAAGAUGUGCAUGAUUGGCCUGAUAAAUUAGAUAAAGAAUUAGCUAUGUAGGAUGAAAAACAUUCUAUUGAAAGACAAAGAUUAGAAGAAAAAUUAAGAGAAAACAGAUAAAUAUUUGAAGAUAGAGUUUCUGUAUAUUGGGAUGAUGUUGAAUAAUUUGAGGCUUUUACAGAAAUAUAUAAAUAUAAAGAAUAUAUAGGUGAAAUUGAGAAAUUCGAAGAAACUCUAGCUGAUGCAAAUAGCUUAAUGGAGGAUAUUUUAGAUUAGGAGAAGAAAUUAUUUGGAAUUAGUUCGAAUUUCGAUAAAUUUGUUAAUUUAUAGAAACGAUUUGAGCCAUAUUCUAAAUUAUGGAAGGCUAUAAGUAUUUUUAGCGAAAAUAAAAAAAAAUGGAUGAAUGGACCAGUUUAAUAAUUAGACUAUUCAGAAUCUGAGUAGAUUGUCAGAGAAUAUUUGAAAGUUUCAAAUAGAAUAGUUAGUUCUUUUAAACCAGAUUCUCUAACUGCGAAAAUUUCAGAAGAUUUUAGGAAUGAAGUUCAUUAAAUUAAUUAAUAUUUGCCAUGCAUGGAAACUAUUUCAAGACCAGGAAUUUAAAAAAGACAUUGGGAUAAAAUAUAAACAAUAUUAAAGUAAACUGAAGAAGAGGAAUUUAAUUAUGAGAAGAUAUCUUUAAAAAUGCUUUUAAAUAAAGGUAUUUUAGAAAAACUCCCUGAAAUAGAAGAAGUAUCAGAAACAGCUUCUAAGGAAUUCGCAUUAGAAAACGCUUUAGAUAAAAUGGAAAAAGAAUGGGAGAAUCUAAACUUUACAGUUCUAAAUUGGAAAAGCAGAGGUGUUUUAAUCCUCUAAGGUUCUUCAGUUGAAGACAUAUAGAUUUUAUUAGACGAUCAUACACUGAAAGCUUAAACUAUAAGGGCUAAUCCUAAUAUUAAAUUCACAGAAUAAAGGGCUAUUAGAUGGGAAAAAUUAAUGCUUUUUAUAUAAAGUGUACUUGAAAAUUGGAUUAAAGUGCAAACUUUUUAUCUUUAUUUGGAACCUAUAUUUAGUUUUGAGGAUAUUAGUAAAACUCUUGUGAGUGAAUCUGAUAAAUUUAAAAUUGUAAACAAAGUGUGGAAGUCUAUUAUGGAGUAAGUUUAAGCUGAUCCUAAAGUAUUAAAUGUAGAAAAAAUACGGAAUUUAGAGGAAAAUCUAUUGACUUGUUUAAAACUUAUUGAAGAAAUAUAAAAAGGAUUAGAAGAACAUUUAGAAUCAAAAAGAUUAGAAUUUCCAAGAUUUUUCUUCCUUUCAAAUGAUGAUCUAUUAAAUAUAUUGGCCGAAACACGAGAUCCUUUAUUAGUAUAACCUCAUAUGAAGAAAUGCUUCGAAGGAAUAUCGGAAUUAAUAUUUAAUAAUAAUGUAGAUAUUGUAGGUAUGAGAAGUAGUGAAAAAGAAGAAAUAUAAUUCUUAGAGAGAAUAUCCCCUAGAAACUUCAAAUCUAAUGUUGAAAAAUGGCUUUUGGAAGUUGAAAAACAAAUGAGACUUUCGAUUGCAAAAGUAAUGGAUGAUUCCUUGCUUGAUUUGACCCAAAAUGACGAAUAAAGGUCUGACUGGGUUCGGAAAUGGCCUGGAUAAAUUGUUUUAGCAAUCUCUUAAUUAAUUUGGACUGAAGAACUUGAAUAAAGUCUUAUAUAGAAUGGUGUUUUAGGAUUAAACGCCUAUUAUAAAGAAUGUGAUUAGAAUCUAGAAGAAAUUGUUACUUUAAUACGACAAAAUUUAAGCUAUUUAUAAACUAUAACUCUAGGUGCACUUAUAGUCAUGUAAGUACAUAAUAGAGAUGUCGUAAAAAGACUGAUAGAUGAGGAAAUUUCUUAAGUUUAAUAAUUUGAAUGGCUUUCAGAAAUGAGAUAUUAUUGGGAUUAUUAAAAUCCUACUUUAUAUGUAAAAAUGAUGUCCAACUCAAUGAAAUAUGGAUACGAAUAUUUGGGAAAUACAGGAAGAUUAGUAAUAACCCCUUUAACUGAUAGAUGUUAUAGAACUUUAAUGAAUGCGCUUUAAUUAAAUUUAGGUGGCGCUCCUGAAGGACCAGCAGGUACUGGUAAAACUGAAAGUGUUAAAGAUUUAGCGAAAGCUCUAGCUAUGUAAUGUAUUGUAUUUAAUUGUUCUGAGGGCUUAAAUAUAUAUGCAAUGGCUAAAUUUUUUAAAGGAUUAAUCGCUACAGGUGCUUGGAGUUGUUUCGAUGAAUUCAAUAGAAUAGAUUUGGAAGUACUUUCAGUUAUCGCUUAAUAGAUUUUAUAGAUUUAGUAGGCUAAGAAGGAAAAUAAGACUGAAAUUUCUUUUGAAGGGACUGAUGGUUUGGUUUUGAAAAAUACUUGCAAUGUUUUUAUUACUAUGAAUCCCGGGUAUGCUGGACGAUCCGAAUUACCUGAUAAUUUAAAGGCACUUUUUAGACCUGUGGCUAUGAUGGUUCCUGAUUAUUCUCUUAUUGCUGAAAUUUCAUUAUAUUCAUAUGGGUUUGUCGACGCAAGAAAUUAGGCGAGGAAAAUAGUCGCUGUUUAUAAAUUAUGUAGUGAGCUUUUAAGUAGUUAAGACCAUUAUGAUUAUGGAAUGAGGGCUGUAAAGGCAGUUUUGACUGCCGCAUCGGCUUUAAAGAGAAAAUAUGCGAAUGAAAAGGAAGAAGUUCUUGUUUUAAGGUCUAUUACUGAUGUUAAUUUGCCAAAAUUCUUAACUUAAGAUAUUGAUUUAUUUAAAAAUAUUACAAGUGAUCUUUUCCCGAGCGUCAAAUUACCUAACCCUGAUUAUUAAAUAUUAAAUUAGUCUAUAACAACAGUAAUGACACAAUAAAACUUAUAAAAUAACGUUAAUUUUAGAAAGAAAAUACUUCAGUUAUAUGAAGUAAUUAAUACUAGGCAUGGCUUAAUGAUUGUCGGAUAGCCUUUUUCUGGAAAAUCUACUUGUUAUAAACUACUUGCAAAUUCAAUGACUUUCGCGAAUAAAAAAUUGGGUUCAAAUGAAGAAUUACCGACUAACUAUUAUAUUAUAAAUCCUAAAUCUAUAUCCAUAAAUAAUCUCUAUGGUUUUUCGGAUCCGAUUUCCAAAGAAUGGACAGAAGGUAUAUUAGCUGAGGUAUAUAGAAAAUGUGCUACUGCCAAUGUUCCAGAUAGAUAAAUUAUUGUCUUUGAUGGUCCUGUCGAUGCUGAUUGGAUUGAAAAUAUGAAUACUGUACUCGAUGAUAAUAAAAAAUUAUGUCUUAUGAGUGGAGAAACUAUUGCUAUGUCAAACUCUAUGACUAUGAUGUUUGAAGUUGCAGAUCUUAAUUAAGCUUCACCUGCUACUGUUUCUAGAUGCGGAAUGGUAUAUAUGUAACCUGAUUAAUUAGGUUGGUGGCCUUUAGUAUAUUCUUGGUAGAAUACAUUUUAAGAAGUAUUAGAUAAUUCUAUCAUUAAACAUAUAGAAGAGUUGUUUGAUGCUCUUGUUGGCUAAUGUAUUUAAUUUAUUAAAACUAGAUGUAAAGAAUAUUAGAGUGUACCUGAAGGUACUAUAGUUGUUGGCUUAAUGAGAUUAAUGAAGUCUAUAAUGUAAAAAAGAAGUAUUCUUGAUAGAGAAUUCUAAGCAAAAACUAAACCAGAGAAUUUAUAAACUUAUAUUGAUAUGAUUUUUAUUUAUAGUUUAAUAUGGAGUGUUGGGGCUACUGUAGAUGAUAAAGGGAGAACCGAUUUUGAUAGAUACUUAAAAUAAUAGAUGAAGAAUCCUAUUAAAUGUGAUACUAAAAAAGAUAGAUUGAUUAAAUUUGAAAAGUAAACAAUGUUCCCUGAAGCAGGGCCUCAUGUAUUAGUUUAUGAUUAUUAAAUAGACGAGAGGGAAUUUAAAUGGAGAAGUUAUUAAUAUUUAAUUGAAAAUUCAACUGAAACUAUUCCUUAUGAUGAAAGUUUUCAUAAUAUAGUAAUUAAAACUACCGAAUCUUUAAGGAUGACUGAACUUUUGCAUAUUUCAUUGAAUAACUAGUACCCUUUUAUAGUUAUAGGGUUAACUGGGACAGGAAAAACAUCUUAUAUAAGCAAAUAUUUGAAGUCUUUAUCUUAGAAAAGUUUUCUUCUUAUUAAUGUGAAUUUUAGUGCUUAAACUUCCUCAGAGAAAACUUAAAUGAUAAUCGAUAGUAAACUAGAUAAAAGAAGAAAGGGAAUUUUCGGACCGAAAUUCGGAGUUUAGUGUCAUAUUUUUGUUGAUGAUUUUAAUAUGCCGUCUUUGGAUAAAUAUGGGGCAUAACCUCCGAUUGAAUUAAUAAGGUAGUUUUUAGAUUAGAAGGGAUGGUAUGGAAAAGAUAGGAGAAUGAUAGAAAUUAUCGAUACGACAGUUGUAGCGGCUAUGGGACCUCCAGGAGGUGGAAGAAAUAUGAUUAGUUCAAGAUGUUUGAGACAUUUUAAUGUUUUUUGUAGCGUAGAAUCUAAUUAGGUUCAAAUGGAAAAUAUAUUCAAUUAACUUAUGAUUUGGCAUUUGAAUAAGAUCUCAAUUUCUGAUGAAAAUUAAAUUAAAACUUUUAAGUAUUGUAUAGUGGCAACGGUUGAUAUGUAUAUUUAAAUUAGUAAUAAUCUUAAGCCAACACCGGCUAAGUCUCAUUAUUUGUUUAAUUUGAGAGAUGUUAGUAGAGUUGUGUAGGGUCUAUAGUUGAUUUAAAAAUAAUAAAUUACAGAUGAUAAAAAAAUUGUUAGAUUAUGGAUAAAUGAAAUAAGUAGAGUUUUCUUUGACAGACUCAUUUCUGAUUAAGAUUAAUUAUGGUUUUAUAAUACUUUAGUUAGUACAGUAAGAAAUAAAGUAACAGAAGACAUAAAAAUGCUACUUAAAGGACUCUAUGAUAAUGUUAAAAUGAACAUACUAACACCAGAUCCUAUUAGAGUAAUUAGAUUUGGUGAAAUAUUAGGAGAUAUAGAUUCUGAAAGACCAUAUGAUGAAAUGAUUGAUAUGGAUAAAAUAUUUGCUCGUAUCGAAUAUUUUUUAGAAGAUUAUAAUUAAAAUAACAAAAGACCUAUGUAAUUAGUACUUUUUGAAUUCGCAAUUUGUCAUAUAAUAAAUAUUUGCAGAAUUCUUCGAUUAUAAGGAGGACAUGGUCUAUUAAUAGGUUUAGGUGGUUCCGGUAGGCAAUCAUUAACUUAUUUAUCAUCUCAUAUUAGAUAACUACAUACUAUGUAAUUAGAAAUGACAAAAAGUUACGGUAAGGAACAAUGGAAUGAAGAUAUUAGAAGACUAAUGAUUUAGUCAGGCGCUGAUUAAAAAGAGUCGGUUUUUAUUAUAAAUGACAGUCAGGCUUAAAAGCCUUUUGUUUUGGAAGAGUUAAAUAAUUUGUUGAAUUCUGCAGAUAUUCCGAAUAUGUUUUCUUAAGAAGACUUUAUUCCUUUAAUUGAUAAACUUAGAUAAAAUGCGAAAAAAGAAAACAAAAUAAAACUUAUAGAAUAAGGAACUAAUUCUUAAUUUUAUGACUAUUUUAUUUCAUGUGUAAAAAAAAAACUACAUAUAAUCUUAAUGUAGAGUCCUAUAGGCGAUACUUUACGUAAUAGAAUUCGAAACUUUCCCAAUAUAGUAAACUGUACGACUAUUAUUUAAUAUAAAUAAUGGCCAGAAGAAGCUUUAGAGGCUGUUGCACAUAAAUUAAUUGCCGAAAUGUACUUAGAUGGUGCAUAAUCAAGAAAAUUGGUCAAUAUUUCCAAAAAGAUGCACCUUUCAGCAAUUGACCUUUCCCAAGAAUACUAUAGAGAAGAAAAAAGAAUAAAUUAUAUAACUCCCAGUUCUUAUUUGGAGCUUUUGAGUAAUUUAAAAAGUCUUUUAUAGAUUCAACAUAAGAAAUUGGAAGAAAAUAAAAACGUGUACUAGAAUGGGGUCUAUAAAUUAAUUACUACGUCCGAAUAGGUGAAAAGAAUGGAAGAGGAAUUGACUGAAAAAAAGCCUGUUUUGAUUCAAAUGAACGAAGAAACAGAAAUUAUAGCCCUAGAAAUACAAAGAAAAGCAAAAGAAAUAGAGCCCAUGAGGUAAGAAGUGGAACAAUAAGAAGCCGAAGUAGAUAAAAACGUCCAAGAGGCCUAAUUUAUAAAAGAGGAAUGUGAAAGAGACCUAUCUCAGGCUAAACCUUAGUUAAAAAAAGCCGAAGAAGCUUUAAAUACACUAGACCCUAAUGACAUAAAUAAAAUGAAAGCAAUGCUAAAACCUCCAGAAACAGUCCAAUUGGUAAUGGAAGCAGUUUGUGUAUUAAAUGGAAUACCUCCCCUUCCUAUCCCUAAUCCUAAAUAUCCGAAAGAAAGGAUUAUGAGUUAUUGGGAGGCUUCUAAAAAGUUCCUUUCGGACAAGCAUUUCCUUUAGAUUUUAAAGGAAUAUAAUAAGGAUAAUAUAGAUGAAAGUAUAAUGAAAAAAGUCAGGGAUAAAUAUAUUUCUUAAACUAAGCUUUUCAACCCAAAAAGAGUCGAAUAAGCAUCUUCGGCUGCGAAAGGGCUUUGUGAAUGGAUUCUGGCUUUGUCGGAAUAUGAAAAAGUAUUGCAGAUUGUAAGGCCUAAAUAAUAGAGGUAUCAUGAGAGUAAUGUUAAGGUUAGAAAAUUGUAGGAAGAUCUUAAGGUUAUAAGGGAUAAUUUAGCUGAACAUAAUAAUAAAAUAAACGCUUUGUAGUAAGAAUUUGAUAAAAUUUGUAAGAAAUAAAAGCAGCUAUAGAAUGAUAUUGUGGAUUGUGAAAGGAAAUUAGAAAGAGCCAGUUCGCUUAUUGGAGGGUUGGGCGGAGAAUAGGAAAGAUGGAAGAAUACAGCAGAUAAAUUGGAGUAGUAUUUGCUGUUUGUAGUCGGUGAUGUGACUGUUUCGACUGGAAUUAUAUCUUAUUUAGGACCUUUUAGUUAACUUUAUAGAAGCAAAUAAGUCAAAGAAUGGGUUGAAUAUGCGAAAAGUUAGCAUAUUUAAGUUUCUGAACAUUAUUCGUUAGAAAAUACACUAGGUGAGCCUAUUAUUAUAAGAAAAUGGAAUAUGAAUUAUUUACCAUCAGACUCUUUUUCUCGAGAAAAUGGUAUUAUUGCAUAUAAUAGUAGAAGAUGGCCACUUUUCAUAGACCCUUAAAUGCAGGGUAAUAGAUGGAUAAGAAAAAACGAAAUGGAUAACAAAGUCACAGUGGUUAAAUAGACAGACUCUUCCUUUGUGAGAAUUUUAGAAAGUUCAAUAUAAUUCGGACAAUGCCUAAUUGUGGAAAAUUUAAAAGAGGAAAUAGAUCCGAUUAUGGACCCUUUGUUAGCUAAAUAGACUUUUAAAAAUGCAGGAGUUUUAAGUAUUAAAGUAGGGGACAAUAUAAUCGAUUAUUCGAAAAAUUUUAAACUAUUUUUAACAAGUAAAUUAAGAAAUCCGCAUUUUACACCAGAAAUAUCCACUAAGGUUACACUUAUAAAUUUUACAAUUACUAAAGAAGGAUUAGAAGAUUAGCUUUUAGAAAUUUGUAUUUAAAAAGAAAACCCACAUGAUGAAAAUUAAAGAAUUCAACUUAUAGUUUAAAAUCAUAAAUAUUAAUAAUAACUUGAAGAUAUAGAAAAAUAAAUUCUUGAAGUAUUAAACAAAGCUGAUAAUAUAUUAGAUGACGAAUAAGGAGUUUAGAUUUUAUAAUAAUCAAAAUAAGUUUCUAAUGAUAUUAUUGAAAGAUAAGAAGAAGCAAAAGUAACUGAAUAGCGUUUAGAAUAAUCUAGAUAAGAAUAUAGGCCUAUAGCGAAUCACAGUACAGUAUUAUUUUUUUCUAUAAUGGAUAUGGCAGUGUAAGAUUAAAUGUAUUAAUAUUCUUUAAGUUGGUUUAUUAAUUUAUAUUUGGAUGCCUUUGAUAAAGCAGAGAAAAUAAAAACUUAAAUUGCAUCAGAAAGGGUUUCUAUAGUUUCUUAAUAUUUAACUUAUUCUAUUUAUUCUAAUGUAUGUAGAUCUCUUUUUGAAAAAGAUAAACUUUUAUUUAGUUUUCUAUUAUUAAUUAGAAUUUAAGAAAAUAAAAAACAUAUAGAUAAAUAAGAAUUAUGUUUUUUAAUUUAACCUAUAGAUAUUUCGUUCGAUAGUCAAAAAAAAUAAGAUAUAGAGGUAAAUAUAGCUAAAUCGUUUCUUCCAUAAAACAAUUGGCUAAAAAUUAUAGCGCUUUCGAAAAUUUCAUAAAGAUUUAAGCCAAUUGUAUAAUCUUUUGCAGAAAAUAUAGACAUUUGGAAAAAUAUAUAUUAUGAUUCAGAAGCUCAUUAAGCUAAAUUUCCUGGAAGUUUCUAAAAUUGUACAUAAAUAUAAAGAUUAUGUAUACUAAAAGCUUAUAGACCAGAUAGAAUUACUUUAGCUAUAUAAGAUUUUAUAAGAUAAGAAUUUGGAGAUAAAUUUACCAAUCCACCACCUUUUAAUCUAUAAUUAAGUUUUAAUGAUUCAAAUUGUUCAUAGCCCUUAGUUUUUAUAUUACCAGGAACAGAUCCUAUGUCAUCGUUAAUUAAUUUUGCUUAAUAAAAAAAUAAAUCUUUAAAAGCUAUUUCACUUGGUUAAGGAUAAGGCAUUCAUGCUGAAAAAGCAAUUGAAGAUGCAUAAAAACAAGGAUCUUGGGUUAUUUUGUAAAAUUGCCAUUUAUGUCCGAGUUGGAUGCCUAAAUUAGAAAAAAUUUGCGAAGAUAUGUAAAAUUAAGGAUAAUCUAAAGAAAAAAUAAAUGUUUAAUUCAGAUUAUGGCUUUCUAGUUAUCCAAGUUCUGAUUUUCCUGUGUCUAUUUUAUAAAAUAGUGUUAAAAUGACAAAUGAACCCCCUAAAGGUGUUAAAUCUAAUAUGCUUGUUUCUUAUAUGAGUGAUUAAAUACAAGAUCCUAAUUUCUUUGAAAAUCAUCCUAAACCAAAAUAAUUUAAAACCUUAUUAUAUGGUCUAUGUUUUUUUCAUGCUGUUAUUUAAGAAAGAAGAACAUAUGGACCUUUAGGAUGGAACAUAUUUUAUGAUUUUAAUUAGUCAGACUUAAGAAUUAGUGCUAAAUAAUUAUAUAUUCUUAUUGAAGAAUAUGAUUAGGUACCUUAUAAAGCUUUACAUUAUAUGGUCGGGGAAUGUAAUUAUGGUGGAAGAGUUACUGAUGAUAGAGAUAGAAGAAUUUUACAUGCUUUAAUGAAAGAUUACUUUUCUUCUAAUUUAUUUGAAAAUAAUUUUGAUUUUGCUAAUGAUAAAAAUUAUUAAUUACCCUAAGUAGGCUCACAUAAUGAUUAUACUUAAUUUAUAGAAGAAGAACUUCCUUUAAAUUAAAGGCCUAGUAUUUUCGGUUUUCAUGAAAAUGGUAUGAUAGUUAAAGAUUUAAAAGAAACUGACGAAAUUUGCAAUUCUUUAUUAUUAAUGAUGGGCGGUAGUUCUAUGAUGUCAUCUGAUUCAGAUUAAGAUGCUUAAUUAAAAGCUAUUUGUUAAGAUAUUCUUUAAAAAAUGCCUAAAAAAUUCGAUUUAGAGUUAGUUUUGGCUAAAUAUCCUACUUAAUAUUAAAAUUCUUUGAACACUGUACUAUAAUAGGAAAUAAUAAGAUACAAUAAUUUAAUACAAGCUAUAUCUUCAUCUCUAAAAGAAAUAGAAAAUGCUUUAAAAGGCAUAGUUGUAUUAUCUUCUUAAUUAGAAAAAUUAUGCAAUUCUCUAUUAAAAGGACUAGUUCCUGAUAUGUGGAAGAAAUACUCAUAUCCGUCAUUAAAGCCUUUGGGUGCAUACGUAAGCGAUUUAAUAAAAAGACUGAAAUAUUACCAAAACUGGAUCGAUAAUGAUGUCCCUAAAUGCCAUUGGAUUUCCGGUUUUUAUUUUACUUAGACUUUUUUGACUGCUACUUUAUAAAAUUAUGCUAGAAAAUAUACUAUUCCAAUUGAUAAUUUAACUUUCGAGUUCUAAUUUUAUUCAGAACCGGGAGAUAAUCCAGAUGAUGUUGCCAAAUUUAUUAAUAUUUAAGAUGGAAAUUUAAUGUAUGGGCUUUAUUUAGAAGGAUGUAAAUGGGAUUAUGAAAAUAAGAUUUUAAAUGAAAGUGAUCCGAAAAUACUAUUCGUUUAAACUCCUAUAAUAUGGCUUAAACCAGCCAAAAUUAAUGAAGUUAAAGAAUUUAAUGUAUAUAAAUGUCCUGUUUAUAAAACUUCGGAAAGAAAAGGAACACUUUCGACUACAGGGCAUUCCACUAAUUUUAUUAUGAAUAUUGAAAUGCCGAGUAUUGUAGAUUAAUCUGUUUGGGUUAAAAGAGGAGUAGCUAUGCUUUGUUAAUUAAAUGAUUGA